AUGAAGAGACUAAGCAGCUCAGAUUCAAUGUGUGGACUUAUCUCCACUUCUACAGAUGAGCAGAGUCCGAGAGGGUACGGAAGUAAUUUCCAAUCUAUGCUUGAUGGUUACGAAGAAGAAGGCACAACGGUCGAGGAAUAUUCCGGUAACCACCACCACAUGGGUCUAUCGGAGAAGAAGAGACGGUUACGCGUCGACCAAGUCAAAGCUCUUGAGAAGAAUUUCGAGCUCGAGAACAAACUCGAACCUGAGAGGAAAACGAAACUGGCACAAGAGCUUGGUCUUCAACCUCGUCAAGUAGCGGUUUGGUUCCAGAACCGCCGUGCACGGUGGAAGACAAAACAGCUCGAGAAAGAUUACGGCGUUCUUAAAAGCCAAUACGACUCUCUCCGCCACAAUUUCGAUUCCCUCCGCCGCGAUAACGAUUCUCUUCUCCAAGAGAUUAGUAGAAUCAAAGCUAAUAUAAACGGAGAAGAAGAUAACACCAACAACAAAGCUACGACGGAGAGUGAUAUCUCCGCCGUCAAGGAAGAGGAGGUUUCGCUGCCGGAGAAAUCAUUUCACACGAUUCCUUCUUCUCCUCCUCAAUUUCUAGAACAUUCAACCGGUUUUAACUACCGGCGAAGCUUCACCGAUCUUUGCGACCUUCUACCGAAUUCUGGCGUCGACGCUGGAUCUUCCGACAGCUGCGAUUCAAGCGCCGUUCUCAACGAAGAGACCAGCUCCGAUAACGUAAGACUUACGCCGCCGGCGAAUGUCACCUCUGGGAAUUUCUUACAGUUCGUGAAAACAGAGCAGUCGGAGGAUCACAACGAUUUUCUGAGCGGUGAAGAAGCUUGUGGUUUCUUUUCCGACGAACAGCCACCUUCACUUCAUUGGUAUUCCGCUUCUGAUCAUUGGACAUGA
This is a messenger RNA of Microthlaspi erraticum, 906 nucleotides long. The record is from the annotation of a GenBank genome assembly. Lineage: Eukaryota; Viridiplantae; Streptophyta; Magnoliopsida; Brassicales; Brassicaceae.